AUGAAUUUAGAUUCCAUCCAUCAGUUAAUUGAGGAAACACAAAUCUUCCAGAUGCCGCAGUCAUCAAUAAAACCACCUUGUGACAUGGUAGCACCUGCUUCCCCCCCCAGGGACACUUGUCAUUCCUGUUUGCCACUUCAGGGGUGGCAAUCACAUGCCACUCACAACGUCUAUGUGCACUCAUGCAACACCAAUGAGUGGAAUAUUUGUGAAGAGCUUCGCCUGCGGGAACUUGAGGAAGUCAAGGCCAGAGCUGCCCAGAUGGAGAAGACCAUGCGGUGGUGGUCAGACUGCACUGCUAAUUGGAGAGAAAAGUGGAGCAAAGUUCGGGCCGAAAGGAACAGCGCCAGGGAGGAGGGAAGACAGCUCAGAAUAAAAUUAGAGAUGACAAUGAAAGAAUUGAGUGCAUUGAAAAAGAAACAAAGUUUGCCACAUCAAAAGGUGUUAGAAACCACCCAGGACCUGAAGCAUCCUAGUUUCGUAGAAGUGCCCUCUGCACCAGGAGACCAGUUUCAAAUUGGUUCACAAACAUGUAAGUCUAUCAGAGAAUGUCUGGUGAGAAGAGAAUUUUCUACAAAGGACAACACAGAUAGUAAGGAAGAAGUUUUGAUUAUUGACCAGUUAAGAUUAAAUGAGGAGAUGAAACUCAAUCUUAACUCUCCUGAUUCAUUCAAGAAUAGUGGUUCUGACAGCUGUACACUGAAAUCUGCAUUAAGACUGCAGGCAAUGACCCUGCCUUUGGAGAGUGAAGUGCCUGAAAUUUCAGCUUUGCAGGUUCAUCUGGAUGAGUUCCAAAAAAUUUUAUGGAAAGAAAGAGAAAUGCGCUCAUCUUUGGAAAAAGAAAUAGAACGACUGGAGUCAGCUUUGUCUGUAUGGAAAUGGAAGUAUGAAGAACUGAAAGAAUCAAAGCCAAAAAGUCUGAAAGAGUUUAACAUUAUUCCUGGUCAGCCUGAAAAUGAAAUGGAAGAACUAUCAGGAGAUAUAAAGGAAGAAUCAAAAUCUCAAAACAGCAAGGAUAGACUGAUCUACCAGUUAAGAGCUGAGCUAGAGAGAUUGCAGGCUGAAAAUAUCUCAGAGUGGGACAAGAGGGAAAUACUUGAAACACAGAAACAAGGACUGGAAAAAGAAAAUAGAAGGCUAAAGGCUCAGGUGAAAGAAAUGGAAGAGCUCCUGGAUGGGAAAAACAGAUUCAGUGCAAACUCUCAAAGUCCUGAUUUCAAGACGUCACAAAUUGAACGGCAGGAAGAAAAAAAGAUGUGUUUGGAGAUUCAGCAUCCAUUUUACAAGGUGAAGAAGCAGGUGCAGGCAAAAAUAGCAGAACUGACACAUGCAAACUGUGUGGAUCAAAACAAAGCUGAAGUAAAGAAACAGACUUCCAGUGAAAGAACCGAAACAGGGCUCAGCCAAAAGGAAGAGGAGGUAGCUUAUACACGAACACCUGUUGGAUAG
This is a messenger RNA of Neomonachus schauinslandi (Hawaiian monk seal), 1449 nucleotides long. RefSeq names its product coiled-coil domain containing 102B (gene CCDC102B). The record is from RefSeq and is a predicted model, not a curated record. Lineage: Eukaryota; Metazoa; Chordata; Mammalia; Carnivora; Phocidae.